UGUGAAAUGUUUACAAAAUAGAUUCGAAACUGUGCAGGGAAUUAUUUAUUUAUUACUUAAAUGAAGUAAACAUAAAAAUAAGUCACAGCCCGAAAUAAAUAAUAUUUGUUUGGGGAAUAAAUUCAAAAUUUAUUAAGUAAAUAUUUCCAAAAACAAAGUAAACUUUAAUGAAUGUUAGUCAGAUCUGAAAAUAAAUAAAGAAAUAUUCAUUCGGAUUUGUGAAAUAUUGUGAAAAUGGAUCCUCCUUCAGUACCGGCUCGAGUUGUUAAAGUUUUGGGUAAAAUCGGCGCACGCGGAAUUCUCACCGAGGUUCGCUUGGAGUUGCUCAAGUUUCCACGCACGCAAAUUUUACGUGCUGUCAAGGGUCCAGUACGUUUGGGUGAUAUUAUCAGAAUUACCGAUGGAGCAGAGAAUGUUUGGCGUCGUUAAUAUUUAAAUUCAAAAAUCAUAUAUUUGGCACGUGUUGACAAAAUUCAAAUGCAUUAAUAAAUU
This is a messenger RNA of Drosophila sulfurigaster albostrigata, 492 nucleotides long. It is a transcript of the gene RpS28-like, whose product is annotated as small ribosomal subunit protein eS28. NCBI's taxonomy places the organism in Eukaryota, Metazoa, Arthropoda, Insecta, Diptera, Drosophilidae. Gene Ontology annotation, cellular component: cytosolic small ribosomal subunit; ribosome. The record is from RefSeq and is a predicted model, not a curated record. Gene Ontology annotation, molecular function: structural constituent of ribosome. Gene Ontology annotation, biological process: translation; maturation of SSU-rRNA; ribosomal small subunit assembly. The coding region runs from base 235 to 429 and encodes 64 amino acids. The transcript has 2 exons.